AUUUCGUCGUUCUACCGAUGUUUUGCUUUAGGGUCACGGAUCCACGGCCGUAUUCACGACUGGAGAUAAGGGGAAAGACAAACGACAUCCAAUGGCUUAUUGCUUCAAAGGUUGAGAUUAUAGACAGAGAGAGAGAGAGAACCGAGGCUUUCGCAUUCACGGUGUAACUAAUAUGCGAUCAAAAAGGGACAUGUUUGGGUAUAGCCGGUAUCAUGUAUGACAAAGAUUUCCUUUUCAGUUUGCAUCUUCUGUUUCUUCAUUCUCUAGGUACUUCUAGGGGUUCUCUGGUUGCAUUUAUCCAGACUUUAACUUGCUUACGUCGAUUAUUAAGAGAAAAGGUGGAAAAGACUUGUGUUUGUAUUCCUGCGUCCAAUCCCAGAGGUGCAUGUCUCUUGGUGAUGACCAUGCCAGAUCUCAUGUCAGCUGUGGAGGUUGGAGAUCCUUAUCAUUCUCUAGAUGCGCAAAUAGAACUUCAUUUUUUAUCAAAUCCGUCUCUGAAGCAGUGUCCGUUGGUUUGUUUGAGGCCAGCAUUUCGUGGUCAGAUGUGGCUGAGUCCGCGAGGAUGCGGAACAGCUGCCAGACACUGUCACGGUGGUUCCGCUUUGAGUCGGAGAGGAAGGCGCCAGGGCAACCACAUGUGCUCCUUCCUCUUGAUAAUCCAGCCAAGUUUACCUAUUUAGGUUGGUAGUACCUCAGGCACACUGCAUCACCGUACAGCUUACACCUUCCUCUCCCUUCCUCCAACUCCAAACAAAAAUACGCAAGUCC
This is a messenger RNA of Ilyonectria robusta, 768 nucleotides long. RefSeq lists its product as uncharacterized. The record is from RefSeq and is a predicted model, not a curated record. NCBI's taxonomy places the organism in Eukaryota, Fungi, Ascomycota, Sordariomycetes, Hypocreales, Nectriaceae. The coding region runs from base 213 to 680 and encodes 155 amino acids. The transcript has a single exon.